Molecule: messenger RNA, 2163 nt
Organism: Drosophila obscura
Lineage: Eukaryota; Metazoa; Arthropoda; Insecta; Diptera; Drosophilidae
Product: glucose dehydrogenase [FAD, quinone]
Exons: 2
Coding region: 166-2091 (641 amino acids)
Molecular function (GO): flavin adenine dinucleotide binding; ecdysone oxidase activity
Source: RefSeq, a predicted model, not a curated record
GCUGGUGGCUGCUGUGUCAACGUCCUCAGCGAGGAGUGCCCACUGUGGCAGAACGGGAACGGGUACGGGCACCCUGCCGCUCCCUCGGCAGGGCCUGCUCGCUUAUCGCUGACUAUAUAAGCAGAUCGCGAGCGGCGACUGACACUCAGAUGUAUUCGAAGCGAGAUGCCGCACGCAGCCAGCAUCAAUCUUAAUCUCAGCGAGGCCAUCGCCGCGGGCCAGUGCGCUGGUACAGCCACCACAGCCGUUGGCCUCUUUGGCGGCAUGGUCGGCCUGCUGCUGCAGGCCCUGCUCUCGGCCCAGUGCCAGAUAUCGCCCGCCGGCCAGUGGCCAGCCGACUACGCUGGCGAUCUGGGAGAGCCGUACGACUUUGUGGUGAUUGGAGCGGGUUCCGCGGGCUCUGUGGUGGCCAGUCGCCUCAGCGAGAAUCCCGACUGGCGGGUGCUGGUGCUGGAGGCCGGCGGCGAUCCACCCGUGGAGGCUGCGCCACCGGCCUUGUUCUUUGGCCUGCAGCACACGGAAUUCAUUUGGAACUACUUCACGGAGCCCAGCGAACUGGCGAGUCGUGGCCUGAAGAACGGACGCGCCUACUGGCCGCGGGGCCGCAUGCUGGGCGGCUCGGGCUCGGCCAAUGCCAUGCUCUACUUGCGGGGCAAUCGGCGGGACUACGACGGAUGGGCGGCCCUCGGCAACGAUGGCUGGAGCUACGAUGAGGUGCUGCCCUACUUUGAGCGCUCAGUGCGUGCCCAGGGCAACGAGAGCCAUCCGAAGGGCUACGUGACGCUGAAUCCCUUUGAGCGGCAGGACGACGACAUCCACCAGAUGAUCCUGGCGGGCGGCCUCGAGCUGGGCAUGCCCUAUAUGGCCGAGUUCGCGGAGGGCAGCGAGACGGGCUACGCCCAUGUGCCGGGCACAGUGCGGCGGGGGGAGCGCAUGAGCACGGCCAGGGGCUAUCUGGGAGCGGUGGCCGGCACGAGGCCCAAUCUGCAUGUCGUCAAGCACGCCCUGGUCAAGCAGCUGCACUUCCAGGGGGACCUGCUGCAGGGCGUCAGCUUCGAGCGGAAGGGCCGCCUGCAUCGCGUCGAGGUGGCCAAGGAGGCCGUGCUCUCGGCGGGCAGCAUCGACUCCCCCGCUCUGCUGCUGCGCUCCGGCAUCGGUCCGCGGCAGCACCUCCAGGAGCUCGGUAUUCCACUGCAGUGGGAUCUGCCGGGCGUGGGUAAGAAUCUGCAGGACCAUCUGGUCGUCCCGCUGUUCCUGCGCCUCAACGCGGGCCAGUCAGAUGCGGCCAGCAGCCAGCAGGAGCUGCUGGACAGCAUCUAUGACUAUCUGAUCCAUCGCAGGGGCGCCCUGGCCACCCACAGCACGGCCUCGCUGGUCGGCUUCGUGAACACCAAUGGCAGCGGCAUCUACCCGGACGUGGAGAACCAUCACCUGUUCUUCCGGCGUGGCCGCCACGACAUGCUGGAGAUCUUCCUGCGGGGCCUGUCCUUCCAGGAGCAGUACCAGCAGCAGCUGCAGGGCCUGCUGAGCGGCUCCGAUCUGCUCUGCGUGUUCCUGCUGCUCUCCCAUCCGCAGGCCAGGGGCGAACUGCGCCUGCGAAGCCCCGAUCCGUCCGUGGCGCCGCUCCUCGUCAGCAACUACCUGUCGGAGCGGGAGGACGUGGCCACCGUUCUCCGGGGCAUUCGCUACAUUGAGUCGCUCGAGCGCACCCAAUCGUUCAGGGCCCAGCUGGCCGAGAUGGCACACAUACCCAUCGAGGAGUGCGACUCGCGGCACGAGUACCGCAGCGACGGCUACUGGCGCUGCUAUGCGAGGCACUUCACGGUCACCUGCUACCACCAGACGGGCACCGUCAAGAUGGGUCCCUCCGCCGACGCCCAGUCGUGCGUCAGCCCGCGCCUGCAGCUGCAUGGAGCGCGCAACCUGCGCGUGGCCGAUGCCAGUGUCAUGCCCAAUGUGGUCAGUGCCAAUACCAAUGCGGCCACGGUGAUGAUUGGCGAACGGGCAGCGGACUUUAUCCGCGAGGAUUGGCACCCGGAACGGCGCCAGCAGGUGAAGGUGCAGCAGCACAUGCACGCGGAUGGUUUGUAGUCAAGUCAGGUAUCCAUCAAGCUGUCCGACAUCAAAGCCGUUUUACAUGUACAUUUUGUGGUUUUAUCACUC